AUGGUAGACGUUGUGUACGUGGACUUUAGUAAAGCCUUUGACAAUGGUCCACAUGUGGGACUCAUCCUGUUGUCCCAGCUACAAGUUGGCAUUGCUUUCAAACUGGUUUGCUACUUUGCUAACUGGGCCCAGCACAGACGGGGAAUUGGCCGGUUUAUGCCAGAAAACAUUCCUCCGUGCCUGUGCACCCAUCUGAUCUAUGCAUUUGCUACCAUCGAUAGUAAUCACAAGAUUACUACAAAGGAACAGAAUGAUGAAAAACUUUACACGUCAUUCAACAACCUCAAAAAACAGAGACCACAAUUGAAGACACUCCUGGGUAUUGGAGGAUGGAAUUUUGGUACACAAAGAUUCACCAGUAUGGUUGGCACCAGGAAGAAUCGUACAAUAUUCAUAAACUCAGCAAUUGAAUUUCUUAAGAAACAUAAUUUUGAUGGUUUGAAUUUAGACUGGAAGUAUCCAGCAGCAAGAGGAAGUCCAGCAGAUGACAAAAAAAGGUACUCUAUUUUGCUUAUGGAAAUGAAAAAGUCUUUUCAGCGAGAAGCAAAAAGAACUAACAAUGUCCAGCUACUCAUUUCAGCAGCUGUAGCAGCCAGCAAAAAAAAAAUUGAUGCUGGCUUUGAGAUUUCAAAAGUUGCUAAAAAUGUUGACUUUAUCAAUUUGGUUUCAUAUGGCUUCCAUGGAGCUUGGGACAGGUUUACAGGACACAUCAGUCCUUUAUAUCGUGGCACUACUGAUAAGGGUGCUCAUGCAAAUUCUAAUGUGAAUUAUGCUGCCAAGUAUUGGAUUCAAAAUGGUUUACCAGCGAAAAAAAUGAUAAUUGGAUUUCCAACUUUUGGGCGUACGUUCACACUCAAGACUUCCAACAAAAGUGUUGGUGCUGCAGCAACUGGUCCAGGACCCCCUGGCAGCUACACAAGAGAGGCUGGUUUCCUAGCUUAUUAUGAGGUUUGCGACUUUUUGAAAAAUGCCACAUCCAAACUGAUUAAGGACCAGAUGGUUUCAUAUGCGGUUAAGAAAAACGUAUGGCUUGGAUACGAUAAUCUGGAUAGCUUUCAGACUAAAGCUCAGUGGCUGAAGAGGAAUAAAUAUGGAGGUGCCUUUGUGUGGACAAUAGAUCUCGAUGAUUUUCAUGAUCAUUGCCAACAGGGAGUACUUCCUCUAACAACCAAAUUGAACAAAUUACUGAAAAUAAAUCCAGGCUGUAAAAUAGGAAAUUCACCUUCCAGCAGUGAAAGUACCAAGAAUAAAAAUAAUGACAACACAGAAAUACGUAUUAAUGGGCCAUGGUGCCUCAAUAAAACAACUGGCAUCUAUGUUGACCCAAAAGAUUCUACCAGAUUCUACCGCUGUGAUCAACUAACCACUCAUGAGCGCUGUGCUGAUGGAUUGGUCUUUGAUAAAAACUGCUUGUGCUGCAAUUGGCCUAAAAAUUCAGAUUUCCACAAGACUGUUACACCAGAUAAGUAA
Messenger RNA from Rhincodon typus (whale shark), 1470 nucleotides. Its product is annotated as chitotriosidase-1-like. The record is from RefSeq and is a predicted model, not a curated record. Gene Ontology annotation, biological process: carbohydrate metabolic process; chitin catabolic process. Gene Ontology annotation, cellular component: extracellular region. The transcript has 11 exons. Bases 1 to 1470 code for a protein of 489 amino acids. NCBI's taxonomy places the organism in Eukaryota, Metazoa, Chordata, Chondrichthyes, Orectolobiformes, Rhincodontidae. Gene Ontology annotation, molecular function: chitinase activity; chitin binding.